AUGGCAUUUGAUGGCUCAUACGUCUAUUUGUACCUCCAAAAUAUAGUCAACCUCUUAAAAGGACUACGAAGUGGAAAGUUUGCUUUACAUUGCAUAAUCUGCUCAAGAAUACUACAUACAGGUGGGACUAUCCUUGUUUGUAAAACGGAAAUUUUUGAAGGGGGAGAAUUGGAUAGUACUAUGAAGAACCACAAGCUCACUUUCCCAUAUAUAUUAUAUUUGUUUGUGCAUGUGCGUGUUUUAAUGGCUCACAUGAGUGGAACACACAAAGAUGGGUGUCAGCAGAGCCAUGGUUCAACUUCAUACAAUGGAAAUUCUGUGCAUGGAAUGGAGGGUGCUAUCCCCACGUUUCAGCACCAACAGACAAUCUCUAUGGACUGGACACCAGAAGAACAAGCUCUCUUGGAAGAAGGUCUUGCCAAAUAUGGUUCUGAGUCAAACAUUAUCCGCUAUGCAAAGAUUGCAGUGCAGCUGAAAAAUAAGACAGUCCGUGAUGUGGCAUUACGCUACCGAUGGAUGACUAAGAAAGAAAAUAGCAAGAGAAGGAAGGAGGAUCUUAAUGCCACAAGGAAAAGUAAAGAUAAAAAGGAAAAGUUUGUCGAUCCUCUAGCAAAGCCAUCUCGUUUGGGGGCCCAGCCAAAUUUACUUCAUGCUUCAGGAAUGAUUAACAAUAACAAUGGUGAUAGCAUAUCGUAUAAUGGCAUCGAUGGUGUGACUCGGGAGCUUCUGCAGCAGAACAGUUGGGCCUUCGAAAAGAUAUCUGCUAAUUUGAACACCCAUCAGCUUGGACAACAUGACUCCAACAAUGAAGAAGAUGCCUCCACUUCCCAAAUUGAAUGA
Messenger RNA from Fraxinus pennsylvanica, 840 nucleotides. The record is from the annotation of a GenBank genome assembly. Lineage: Eukaryota; Viridiplantae; Streptophyta; Magnoliopsida; Lamiales; Oleaceae.